AGCUUUCCACUCAAAGAGGCUGCAGGUUUGGUCCGUUUUGGGGGGCGGCCCGGGGAGUGGCUGGAGGGGUGGGGACACCGAUGUGGUGUCCCCCGGCCACAUGGACACUGAGUUGGCUCGGUCUGCUCGGCCUCGCCGGUGGUGCAACCGCGCCACUGCCUGGGCACUCUAUACCCAACCCACCUGAUGUCCAUCACCUAGCGAAGCUUUGGCAGCUUACAGGUACGGCCAUGCCGGCUCACAAUAGCGUGAUCCUUACCCCUGGCGUGGCUGACCGCGUGGGCACCAUCUUUAGCCGGAUGCCACUGAAGACCAACGAUUUUGAAGCUUCCUUCACGUUGGUGGCCAGAGCCGGUGUGCCAGGCUUCCAGGGCGAUGGCUUCGCCUUUUGGUAUUGCGAGGAGAAUGCCAGCGAUCUUUUGGCCUCGGCCAGUAGCAAGCAUAGUCAUAACCAGUUUGAGCUGGUUGCUGGAACCUGGUACCAGCACUAUGCGAUGCUGGAUCUCUCCGAGUUUGGCUACAAAACUCACUACAAGGGCCUGGGCGUCUUCUUCGUCAAAGACGAUCAGGGCCAACCAGUGGUGCAGGUGAAAUACGGAGAUGGCACCAGUUCUGUGGGUCACCAGACGCCCAUGGAGCUGCGAGAUGGCUACGACCACCAGGUGAAGGUCCGGGUGACACCGGACACCGUCACCGUGAGCAUCUUCAGCAAAGGAGAGGCCAAAGGAACCGUCUCAUCUCCCAUGAGCUUGAAGCCCGGUGGGUACCUGGGAUUUUCCAGCUUUGGAGGCACCAAGGACGCCUACAAUCCAAAGGAGCGCAGCACCUUUGUUGAGAUCAAAGGGUUUGAGGUGCUGAAUUAUGCCAGCGGCCCCGGGGAAGAUGAAGUGCUGGUGGCUCCGCCUAUUGGCGCCGCUCAGGAGAAGGAGGAUGCUCUGGGAGCCCACUCAAGCUUCAAGGAGCACCGAGAUGAGUCCGAGGCCAUCAAAGAGUUGACCAACAUGAUCUUCAAGCUGGUCAUCGAGUCCAAGCCCCAGCGGGAGCAGAUGAAGGCAGCCAUCACCGCCCUCAGCAAGCGCAUCGCUGCGGUGGAAGAGACCUUCCGAACGCUGAAGAAGGAGCUCGACAAGAAGACCGGCCACGACUUGGGCGCCGAGUUCGAUGCCAUCAAGAAAGAGUUGGCGGACAUGCACGCCACCGCACAUCGGGAUACAGAUGCCAGAGGGAAGAAGCUGGCAGACCUGCAUUCCGACAUCGAGCACGUGCACAAAACGGCCUCGAGCGCGGGUGGUGACAUUAGUGGCGACCUGGAUAGCCUUAGCAGAUCCAAUGAGCAGGUCUUGGACCAGCUCUCGAAUCAGCACAAGAGGAUGUUUGGAGUCUCCAUUUUCGCCAUCGCGUUCAUCAUUAUCGCCGGCCUGUCUCUCUACAACAAGUUCAGAUGUUGGGAGAAGAAACAUGUGCUUUGAGCGAAGAAACCGAAACCUUCCAGAGCUUUGGGAUGCCAAGUCUUUGGCGCUCCGGAUCUCAAGAGUCCCAUCGCAACUUCUGGGAGAAGACCA
Durusdinium trenchii is the source of this 1562-nucleotide messenger RNA. The record is from the annotation of a GenBank genome assembly. Lineage: Eukaryota; Dinophyceae; Suessiales; Symbiodiniaceae.